Molecule: messenger RNA, 941 nt
Organism: Polyodon spathula (Mississippi paddlefish)
Lineage: Eukaryota; Metazoa; Chordata; Actinopteri; Acipenseriformes; Polyodontidae
Product: troponin C, skeletal muscle
Exons: 6
Coding region: 106-591 (161 amino acids)
Cellular component (GO): myosin II complex
Molecular function (GO): calcium ion binding
Source: RefSeq, a predicted model, not a curated record
UGAGAGGGCUGAGUAAGACAAUCAGGCUGCUUGGUGUGUGCUGUGGGGAUCGUGUGUGCCCUCGCUUGCUUUUCCGUCUCCUGUUCUUUUGCAUAGCCGGUCAAAAUGCCGACUGACGCCCAGUCAGAUGCUCGCUCCUACCUCAGUGAGGAGAUGGUAGCCGAGUUCAAGGCUGCCUUUGACAUGUUUGACUCUGAUGGUGGUGGAGACAUCAGCACCAAGGAGUUGGGUACCGUCAUGAAGAUGCUGGGUCAGAACCCAACCCGAGAGGAGCUGGAUGCCAUCAUUGAGGAGGUAGAUGAGGACGGCAGUGGUACCAUUGACUUUGAAGAGUUCUUGGUCAUGAUGGUGCACCAGCUUAAAGAGGAUCAGGCUGGCAAGAGUGAGGAAGAGUUGUCUGAAUUCUUCCGCGUCUUCGACAAAAAUGGCGAUGGCUACAUCGACCGUGAAGAGCUCGCUGAGAUCCUGCGCUCCUCUGGGGAGAACAUCUCAGAGGAAGAGAUGGAUGAGCUGAUGGCUGAUGGUGACAAAAAUAACGACGGCAAGAUCGACUUUGAUGAGUGGCUGAAGAUGAUGGAAAACGUACAGUAAAAGACCAACAUUCCUCUACGACACGACAACAGAUUUUAUUUUUCUGUUCAAGCCAUUGAUUCACAAUUACUCAAGUGUGCCAGCCAAGCCUCUUUAAGUUCACCAAGACAAGCAAAAGCAAAAGAAAAUAAAAAGGAAAGAAGGAUAUUUGCAUCCUCCCACCUAACGUGACAGGACUCUGGGAAAUGGAAAUGUAUAUUUACCCCAAACAUCAAUUUAAAGCAAUCUUCUUCCACACCUGUCUUCGUGUACUUACAGUAUGUUACUGGCCAGGAAAGGGGGCUGCCCACAGCCCAACAUUGUAAUGUACAGAGCUGGAACGAAAUAAAGCUGUGUCAAUUUUUGCCUCA